CUCCCAGGAGUUUGUGGAAGGGGCUGCCCGGAAGGCGGAAGUGCGGAGGCUUCCGGUCAGCGUGGUUCUGAGUGCGGCGUCUGAGUUUCCCGCACACUGCAUUGGGGCAACCAACGGUGAACAAGGUGUAUUUAGUUAGUCGCUGCCUUCGUGGAGCCCACAGUCCACCGGGGAUGACAGAAAAUAAACUUUUCAGGUAAAAUAUGGCUAAAAGCUUACGGAGUAAGUGGAAAAGGAAGAUGCGUGCAGAAAAGAGAAAAAAGAAUGCCCCGAAGGAACUCAGCAGACUUAAAAGUAUUCUUAAAGUAGAUAGUGAUGUUUUAAUGAAAGAUGUUCAAGAGAUAGCAACCGUGGUGGUACCCAGACAUUGUCAAGAGAAAACUCAAUGUGUGGUACAAGAUGAAAAAGAUGACAUGAAAAUGGAGACUGAAAUUAAAAGAAACAAGAAGAGUCUUCUAGACCAGCAUGGACAGUACCCCGUAUGGAUGAACCAGAGACAGAGGAAAAGGCUGAAGGCAAAGCGAGAAAAAGGGAAGGGGAAAAGCAAAGUAAAGGCAGCAAAGGGUUUAGCCUGGUAGACUCUUAAAAACUUGAAAACUCCUACAUGGGACAGGCCUUUGGUUAGAAUGUGUGCAUGGAUUUCAACUUCCACCAAAUGAAAACUUGGUUUCCAGGUUUCACUUGGCCUUGUUCUUCAAUUCAAACCCAACUUAACUCCUCAACUUUGUUUUGGGAGCUUGAAUAAAAUCUUUGAUGAAUGAAAGCUACACCGAUACUUUAAUUGGAUGCUUCCCAGUGUGCAGGGAUUCUCAGACAUUGCAAUUCUAUCAAGAGUUACUGUGGUUGUAACUGUUGGGUCUUAGUAAAGAUAAAAAAAAAAAAAAGAUCUACUGACAAAUUUGAGGUGAUUCGGGUUAAAAGAAAACUUUUAUAUAAUUUAAAAUAGAAUGUCAGUGGAUCUUAUAAGCACUACUUGUUUGGAGUUUUGAUUUUAAUUUAGAAUAAAAGAUAUUUUGUCAAGAUCUUGAA
Neomonachus schauinslandi (Hawaiian monk seal) is the source of this 1029-nucleotide messenger RNA. It is a transcript of the gene LLPH, whose product is annotated as LLP homolog, long-term synaptic facilitation factor. The transcript has 4 exons. Gene Ontology annotation, cellular component: nucleolus. Gene Ontology annotation, biological process: dendrite extension. Gene Ontology annotation, molecular function: RNA binding. Lineage: Eukaryota; Metazoa; Chordata; Mammalia; Carnivora; Phocidae. The coding region runs from base 204 to 578 and encodes 124 amino acids. The record is from RefSeq and is a predicted model, not a curated record.